This is a messenger RNA of Colletotrichum truncatum, 1668 nucleotides long. RefSeq names its product serine threonine-protein kinase rio1. Gene Ontology annotation, cellular component: cytosol; preribosome, small subunit precursor. The record is from RefSeq and is a predicted model, not a curated record. Lineage: Eukaryota; Fungi; Ascomycota; Sordariomycetes; Glomerellales; Glomerellaceae. Gene Ontology annotation, biological process: maturation of SSU-rRNA. Gene Ontology annotation, molecular function: protein serine/threonine kinase activity; ATP binding.
AUGGCUUCUAACGAAUCCCCCGCCGCUCCCCACGAGCCACCCUACACAUAUCGCCCCAACCAGGGCUACGAACAGACCGAGGAGAUCCCCGCCGAGCUCAAGAACGUGCCCCGCGAUGACCCUGUGCUCGAUGAGGAUGUCGAGGACGACAUGGAGGACAUCUUUGGCGAAGACGACGAUGUCCCCGAUGAUGAAUGGACCGCCGACUCUGGCGACUUGACAAAGUCCUACAACCGCCAGCGCAUGUUCAACAGCAACAGCAACAGCAACAGCGACGGCGGCGUCGCCCUGCCGCGCUCCAAUGCCCAACGACCGACAGCCAAUACCUUUGCGAGUGUUGACGAUCAGAUCACUGCCCUCUCAAAGCACGCUGCCAAGAUCCGUCUUGACAGCGUCAAGGGCGGCGGCGACGAUGAGAAGAGCAAGGAUAAGGCAGACCGCGCGACGAGCGAACAGGUGCUGGACCAGCGCACACGCAUGAUCCUGUUGCAGAUGAUCAACCGUGGUGUCGUCAGUGAGAUUCACGGUGCAAUCAGCACAGGAAAGGAAGCCAACGUCUAUCACGCCGUGCUUCACCCCGAGAACGACGGGCCCGUCGUGCAGCGUGCCAUCAAGGUGUACAAGACCUCCAUUCUGGUGUUCAAGGACCGCGAGAGGUACAUCACUGGCGAGCACAGAUUCCAGAAGGGCUUCGACAAGAGCAGCAACAGGAGCAUGGUCAAGCUUUGGGCUGAGAAGGAGUUCCGUAACUUGAGGAGAAUACACGCUGCCGGCAUUCCUUGCCCGGAGCCCAUUAGCUUGAAGCUUCAUGUUCUGGCUAUGGGUUUCCUCGGUGAUCGCAAGGGCUGGGCUUACCCUCGUCUUAGGGAUGCUAGGCUGACUGGAGAUGAUGUUGAUGAGCAGUGGAGAGGUCUCUAUGUCCAGCUUCUGGGCCUCUACCGCCGGAUAUACCAGGUUUGCAGACUUGUUCACGCCGAUUUGAGCGAGUACAACAUUCUCUACAACGACAACAAGCUGUACAUCAUCGACGUCUCGCAGAGUGUCGAACCUGACCACCCGCGUGCCCUGGAAUUCCUGCGCAUGGAUAUCAAGAACGUCGGCGAUUUCUUCAGACGCAAGGGUGUUGAUACCCUUGCUGACCGCGUCGUUUAUGACUUCAUCACGGCGACGGAGGGCCCGGUUGAGGAGCCUGCUCUGACAGAGGCUCUCGAGAAGCUGUACGAGAGCCGGCCGGCCGACGAGGAGCAGGCUGCAGCGGAGACUGAAGUUGACAACGAGGUUUUCCGCAAGCAGUACAUUCCCCAGACGCUCGAGCAGGUUUACGACAUCGAGAAGGACGCUGCCAAAAUCGGACAAGGCGAAGGUGACAAGCUUGUUUACAAGAACCUGCUUGCCGAUACCGUUGUUGUCAAGGAUAACGAAGAGGUAGAGGAGGAGGAGGAAACUUCGGAGGAUGAGUCCGGCAGCGGAGCAUCCAUUGGAAGCGGCGAUGAGGAUGAAUCCAAGUUCGACAAGGGCCGGCCUAGAGGACGUAAACACGAGGACAAGGACGAGAAGAAGGCGCACAAGCAAGCGGUCAAGGAGGCCAAGCGCGAGAAGCGCAAGGAGAAGAUCCCCAAGAGCGUGAAGAAGAAGCUGGUAUCGUCGUCGUCUAGGAAGAAGCACUAA